AUGAAGUCCGGCCUAUCACCAUCGACAUCACCCUUGCGAUUCCUUCGCAAUGCCAACUUCCUCGGUGCAAGCCAGACACGAUGGCUCCAUAAGACGAGACCAGCCCCGAAGAUUCCACAGCCGAGGCCAUUCGUCCCCGAUGUCCCGACUUUUCUUACACUAAUUGGCCGCGGCCUGAACAAGCACGCAUCCAAAUUCCCGUCGUGGGAGUCUCUCUUCUCUCUUACAUCUCCACAACUGAAAGAGCUGGGCAUCGAGCCGCCUCGUAACCGCAAAUACCUGCUGCAAUGGAUGCAGAGAUACCGAAAAGGAGCGCUGGGACCGGGCGGAGACUUCAAAUAUGUUAAAGACGGCCAGGCUCUACUGAAAGUCGCUACCCCGCCAGCGUCCGUCAUCAGCGACGCAAAAUACGUGGUCAACGUGCCUCAAGAGGAGGAAGGUGUCAUUGGGGACUCAGAAGUCCUGCCACGGCCCAAUGGCUACACAGUCAGGGGACUUAGGUCAAUAGCAGGUCCGUAUGCGAUACCGCUGCCGCAGCAGGCUGGCGCAAUUGUCAAGGCCACGGAGGGCAUGUGGGAACACCGCCAGGGUCGCAAGAUUGACGGUGGUGAGAGAAGAAGGGCGGAGAUUCGAUUCAAGAGACGGUCGGUGGAGCGAAGGGCUGAGCGUGAGGCGGAAGCAUUGGCCGGCUUGUAA
Messenger RNA from Trichoderma gamsii, 696 nucleotides. RefSeq lists its product as hypothetical. NCBI's taxonomy places the organism in Eukaryota, Fungi, Ascomycota, Sordariomycetes, Hypocreales, Hypocreaceae. The record is from RefSeq and is a predicted model, not a curated record. The transcript has a single exon. Gene Ontology annotation, cellular component: mitochondrion. The coding region runs from base 1 to 696 and encodes 231 amino acids.